GAGAGAGAGAGAGAGAGAGACUGAAUCUCUAGUGAAAUCCCUGCAAGGGUUUUGCAAUUCUUUUCAAGCUUACUUCUCUAGGAAGGGUUCCUUCUAGAGUUUGAUGCGGUGAGGUUGUAUUUUUGUGGGUGUUUAUGUUGUUAUCGGGUUGAAAUGGAGCUCCCUCCAAGAGUGGCUUCUGCCAUGAAUGCAAUGAAGGCCCUUGGAUUAAGCUGGGAAAUAACAAAACCCGUUCUUAAGGAUCUUCUCAAGGUGUAUAAAUACAAUUGGGAACAUAUUGAAUGUGAGAAUUACAGAGUUCUUGCAGAUGCUAUUCUUGAUUCUUUGGAGUUGAUGGAUAAUGAUUUAAAGAAGAUUACUCGUCGUGAUGAUGAUCUUGAUAAAAAGGUUGAUGUUGAGAAUAACUCAUUUAGUGGAAAGAGAGCCAAGGUUGAGAAUGACUCAUUUAGUGGAAAGAGAGCCAAGGUUGAGAAUGACCUAUUAUGUGGAAAGAGAGCCAAGGUAAAUGCCCACCGUAUGAGUAAAGUACAUUCAAUGGAGCCUAGCAAUGAUGCUUGUUUUGACAAACGACCAAGCCAUGAACCACCGAAGAAUGAGCACAAAAACAAGGCUUCAACGCUUGGAGAUAAACCUCGACAACUGGAGAAUCCUAUUUCAAUUGCUGCCCCUCCGCGACCACUUCCUGCUAGAAUAGUUGGUUCGAGUAGCAGUAAAGAAAGCUCAUUACAUGACAAUGGCAAAAAUGCUUCCACUGAUGUGGAUAGAAGUGCUCAGAAUUCCUCCUCAAUCAGGAUUGAGUUAGCUUCUUCAUUGUCAGGGGAGGUGAGACUUGUGAUUCUAUAUGAUCCAGCACUACCUUGUCCUAAUUUCCAGAUCCCAAGCUUGGAAAUUCUUUGCAAAAUGGUGGAGGAUAGAUGUCUGAAGUCGUAUAAGAUCCUUGAGCCGCAUUUUUCACUUUUGAGGUUGCUGAAAGAAAUGUGUCAUUGUGUUAUGGAAUUAAGCUCCAAUUCUUCAGAAGAACGAGGAAAUAUUGAUAGGUUUCAAGGAAUGAAUCCAAUCAUCUCAAAUGGUCAACCAGAGUAUGCAAAUCUCCAAAACUACUCAAACAAUAAGAGUGAGAGAGGUAAGGAUUCUGAAGAUAUCAGAAAUUCAGAAGCUCUAGCAAAUGAUUCACUUGGUUUAGUUGUGUUCCAGCCCCAGCAUUCUUCUAGUAGUACGAAGACUGUUGCAUUUUGUGACACAGACAUUAGUAGGGGUGAAGAAAAUUUGAAAAUUUCACUUGCAAAUGGACCCGCAGAGCGAUAUCCACCAUUUCACUACAUUCCUAGAAAUAUUGUUUACCAGAACGCUUAUGUCAAUAUAUCGCUAGCUCGAAUUGGAGAUGAGGAUUGUUGCUCUACUUGUUCUGGAGAUUGUUUAGCAGCAUCUAUUCCAUGUCCAUGUGCAAGAGAGACAGGAGGAGAUUAUGCUUAUACUUCAGAUGGUCUUAUGAAGAAGGAAUUUCUGGAUGCCAUCAUCUCAAUGAAGCGUGAUCGGCUACAGAAGCACCUAUAUUUUUGUAAAGAUUGCCCCAUUGAGAGAAUAAGAAAUGAGAUGAUGCCAGAACCAUGCAAGGGACAUUUGAUUAGAAAGUUUGUGAAGGAGUGCUGGAAUAAAUGUGGAUGUAAUAGAAUUUGUGGAAAUAGACUGGUGCAACGUGGAAUAACAAGGAAUUUGCAGGUGUUUUGGACUGUAGAAGGCAAGGGAUGGGGGCUCCGUACCCUUGAAGAACUUCCUAUGGGAGCUUUCAUAUGUGAAUAUGUUGGUGAAAUUCUUACUAAUACGGAGCUUUUUGAUCGCCAGUUACUUGUGACUGGCAAGAUGAGGCAUACGUAUCCUGUUCUACUCGAUGCAGACUGGGGAUCUGAACAAGUUCUGAAAGAUGAAGAGGCACUUUGUUUAGAUGCAACGUUUUACGGGAAUGUUGCUAGAUUUAUCAAUCAUAGAUGUGGCGAUGCUAAUAUUGUUGAGGUUCCAGUUGAAGUAGAAACACCUGAUCAUCAUUACUAUCAUCUAGCUUUCUUUACUGUGAGAAAAGUUGAAGCUCUCGAAGAGCUAACUUGGGACUAUGGAAUUGAUUUUGAUGAUCAGACUCACCCUAUAAAAGCGUUCUCAUGUCGUUGUGGUAGCAAGCUCUGCCGGGACAGGAGAGCACAAAUUA
This is a messenger RNA of Dendrobium catenatum, 2200 nucleotides long. Its product is annotated as histone-lysine N-methyltransferase SUVR4. Gene Ontology annotation, cellular component: nucleus. The record is from RefSeq and is a predicted model, not a curated record. NCBI's taxonomy places the organism in Eukaryota, Viridiplantae, Streptophyta, Magnoliopsida, Asparagales, Orchidaceae. Gene Ontology annotation, molecular function: histone methyltransferase activity; protein binding; zinc ion binding.